AUGAUUGAAAUGCGUACUCCAGAAAAUAAUUUUGACUUCGAUUUUUUUGAUGCUAGAAGAUUGGCAGCUGAUAAACCCCUUGAUAGUGAUAAUGGUGAAGUAGAUGACAGUGAUGCUGACAAAUCUUAUAAUCCAUAUGGUACUAAAGAUAGUAAUAAUGAAUCUUCAUCUGAUACUGAAUCAAUUGGACAUGUAUCUACUAUUUUAAACAAAAAUGACACCGAAAUACAACUGUAUAAUACAAUCACAAGUGAAGUUAACAAUGUAACAGAUGAUAUACCAGAUCUUAACAUUUUAAAUGAGACUAAUAACCAUCAGCAAAUAGGAUAUUCUACUCCAUCAACAAGUAAAUCUGCUACAAUACCAUUCAUAACACCGAAGCCUUCAACAUCAUCUUAUUCUGUUUCUACUCCUUCAGCAGUAAUAACAUCUUCAAAUACUAAAUAUGAGAUAAAAAGUUUAUCUUACUCUAUUGAAACAAUUAAAAGUAUGACUGCUCAAAUUUUGGAUUCUUCUCUUCCUAAGCCGACUUUAGAAUCUGACAUUUCUGAGGGAUGUGAAAUAAUGUGGCCUAUAGAAAAUACUGAAGAUAUGGAUAAAAUUAGAAAUGUAUUAGCUAGUGAUACUAAGAUCCGCAAAAAUCAAGCAAUCAUUUUGUCCAGAUUAGUUGGUUCAAAAAUAAAUGAAACAGUGAGAAGAAUCAUGCAGCGUAUGUUUCUUGAUAUUUUUAUAAAAGAUUAUUCAUAUGUUGGUUUUAAAGGAAAAAAUAAAUUCCAAGGUUUGAACUGCUGCAAUUUGUUAUUUGAAUCAAUAAGAAUGAAUAAAAAAUUUGAAAUGACUUCAGAUGAAGAAAUUUCCUCAGCAGUGUCUAAAUGGAUGGCACAAGCAACAAAUCGUAUCAACCAAAAAAAUAAAUCAAAAUUACCAGCUGAAGAUAAUAUAUUUAAUGUUCAUUAAAAUGUGUUUUUAAUAUUAUUAUGAUUAUUAUAACAUCUAUUAAUUUCUCAAUAUUAUUAUUACCUAUACAACAGUAUUUUUUUUUU
This is a messenger RNA of Aphis gossypii (cotton aphid), 1043 nucleotides long. RefSeq lists its product as uncharacterized. The transcript has 7 exons. The coding region runs from base 1 to 957 and encodes 318 amino acids. Lineage: Eukaryota; Metazoa; Arthropoda; Insecta; Hemiptera; Aphididae. The record is from RefSeq and is a predicted model, not a curated record.